This is a messenger RNA of Malus domestica (apple), 1462 nucleotides long. Its product is annotated as transcription factor HBP-1a. Gene Ontology annotation, cellular component: nucleus. Lineage: Eukaryota; Viridiplantae; Streptophyta; Magnoliopsida; Rosales; Rosaceae. The record is from RefSeq and is marked provisional. Gene Ontology annotation, biological process: regulation of DNA-templated transcription. Gene Ontology annotation, molecular function: DNA-binding transcription factor activity; sequence-specific DNA binding.
CUGUGGACUAAGGCAUUAAUGGCCGCUGUUGCCAACAGUGUCCUCUAGGUGAUUUUCUUGUAGUGAUUGUAGGAUGGUUUGAAGAACUUAAGACCAUCGAUAUAGAGUAAUGGGUAGCAGAGAGAUGGACAAACCUGCUAAAGAGAAAGAGAAGGAGACGAAGACAACACCUGCUACUACGCAGGAGCAGCCUGCGACUACUAGUACUGGCACUGUUAAUCCUGACUGGUCGGGAUUUCAGGCAUAUUCUCCAAUACCUCCACAUGGAUUUAUGGCCUCAAGUCCUCAAGCUCACCCGUAUAUGUGGGGGGUUCAGCAUAUUAUGCCCCCAUAUGGUACCCCUCCACACCCAUAUGUUGCAAUGUAUCCCCAUGGCGGGUUAUAUGCUCACCCGUCUAUGCCUCCUGGAUCUUAUCCUUUUAGCCCGUUUGCUAUGCCUACUCCAAAUGGCAUUGUAGAGGCUUCUGGUAACACACCUGGAAGCAUGGAAGCAGAUGGUAAGCCAUCUGAGGUAAAGGAAAAAUUACCAAUAAAACGAUCAAAGGGAAGCUUGGGCAGUUUGAAUAUGAUUACAGGGAAGAAUAACGAGCUUGGCAAAACAUCAGGAGCCUCUGCUAAUGGAGUUUAUUCCAAAAGUGCUGAGAGUGCUAGUGAUGGUACAAGUGAAGGAAGUGAUGCAAAUUCUCAGAGUGACUCCCAAUUGAAGUCAGGGGGCAGGCAAGAUUCUUUGGAAGGUGAUGUAUCUCAGAAUGGCAGUUCAGCACAUGGUUCCCAGAAUGGAGCACCGCAUACCAUGUUGAAUCAAACAAUGGCCAUCAUGCCAUUAACGGCUGCUGGUGCUCCUGGUGCUGUUUCUGGUCCUGCAACAAACUUAAAUAUUGGGAUGGACUAUUGGGGUGCUCCACCUUCUGCUGCCAUGCCUGCAAUGCGUGGGAAGAUUCCAACUACUCCAGUAUCAGCAGGAAUAGUUACUGCUGGGUCUCGGGAUAGUGUUCAGUCACAGAUUCGGUUACAAGAUGAGAGAGAGAUGAAAAGACAGCGAAGAAAGCAGUCAAAUAGGGAAUCCGCUCGUCGAUCUAGGUUGCGCAAGCAGGCGGAAUGCGAUGAGCUGGCCCAGCGUGCUGAAGUCUUAAAAGAAGAAAAUAACACUCUAAGAUCAGAAGUUAACCAGAUCAGGAGCGAGUAUGAGCAGCUUCUUUCAGAGAAUGCUUCUCUAAAGGAGAGGCUUGGAGAAAUUCCUGGUCAUGGAGAUAUACGGUCUGCCAGAAGUGAACCACAUUUGGGCAAUGACACUAAACAGAAUGCACAUACAGAACAGCACGGUGGCCACUAGGAUGAGUAACUCAGCUUUAUGGUGCCUUCUUGCAGGAGCACAAUCUAACCAAUUAGCAACAGUGAGUUUAUUUUGCGUAGCGUGUAGUUUGACCUUUGUCGAAGUUUUAACCUUUCAUAUUUUAGGAUA